AAAAAAAAGGACAGAAAAAAGAAAAUCUCGGGAGAAAUGUAGAAAAAGAAGAAAAAAAAUUCUAGUGGUUAUUAUUAUAAUAUAAUCUUCAUCAUGCUGUCGCAUGCAUACCUUAUAUUUUCUACAUGUCAAAGAAAUCUUUUUUACCGUUCUACUUCUUUUUUUCUUCUUUCUUUCUCACUCAAAUAAUCUUUAUCUGUCUUCAUUGAUAAUUAUACCAAUAGAAAAGAAAAUUUAUCUUGUUCCUUUUUCUUUUAUGUUUUCUAGAAACAGACCUAGGUGGUGGUGAAAAUUAUGAUGAUUCGGAAACAGAUGGUUCAAUAAUUAGUGAAACUGACACACGUGCAACGUUUAGUAAUGAAACCUGUGUUGAAGACAUAUCAUUUCAAACAAUACGUGAUGUAUUUACAUCAUCUGAAUCAACACGAGAACGUUCUGAUGAAAAACGACGUUUAAUUGAAGAUUUUCGUACAAAACCAUUUGAAGAAUUAAAAUCUCGUGUUAAUGAAAAACAACGACAAGCGGAUCAACGAAUUGAACAGUUAUUAAAUGUUCUUUAUUUAUCAAAAGAUACGUUACCAUUAACAAUAGCAACAACAGUAACAACGCCAAAUGGAAAUCUUCGAAAUAAUCUAACACCAACAACAAGUGAAAAAACUGUAAUACAUACAAAUAAUUUUAAUUAUCCGGAAUUGUUUACUUAUUAA
This is a messenger RNA of Adineta steineri, 707 nucleotides long. The record is from the annotation of a GenBank genome assembly. NCBI's taxonomy places the organism in Eukaryota, Metazoa, Rotifera, Eurotatoria, Adinetida, Adinetidae.